GGCGGGGUGCCCAGGGUACCGGUAUCACUCCCCACAUCGUGGUCGGUCUCCGCGAGCCUGCGGGGGGCGCCUCCCAGUCCCCAGCCGGGACAUCCUGAACGGUGGCAGCCACAACAACAGGCUCGCCCGCAGACAAAGGGACCGGCGCGGCGGUGCAGACUCGCGCAGCCGGGCGGCGGGGCCGGGGAGCGCGCGCUCCGAGCGCGGGGCCGGGGCCGCCGAGCGCGCAGCGCAGACCCCGCGCGGGCCGCAGCCGCGGCGCCCGGAAGACCCGGCUCCCGGGCGCAGACCCCGCCCGGGCUGGCUCGGCGCCGGCCUCCGCUUCCACUCGUCUUUGACCCUCCGUCCCCACCCGGCUCCCCCCCCCGCAGGCCGCACAACUGUAACCGCUGUCCCGGCCGCCGCCGCUCCUUCGCGGGCCGGCGGCCGCAGAGCGCAGCGCGGCGGGGCCGGCGGCAUGGCUGUGUCCUGGAGGAGCUGGCUGGCCAACGAAGGGGUUAAACACCUCUGCCUGUUGGUCUGGCUCUCCCUGAAUGUUUUGCUUUUCUGGAAAACCUUCCUGCUGUAUAACCAAGGGCCAGAGUAUCACUACCUCCACCAGAUGUUAGGGCUAGGAUUGUGUCUAAGCAGAGCCUCCGCAUCUGUUCUUAACCUCAACUGCAGCCUUAUCCUUCUACCCAUGUGCCGGACACUCCUGGCCUACCUUCGAGGAUCCCAGAAGGUUCCAAGCAGGAGAACCAGAAGACUGUUGGAUAAAAGCAGAACAUUCCAUAUAACCUGUGGUGUUACUAUCUGCAUUUUUUCAGGUGUGCACGUGGCUGCCCAUCUGGUGAACGCCCUCAAUUUCUCAGUGAAUUACAGUGAAGAUUUCGUGGAACUGAAUGCUGCAAGAUACCGAGAUGAGGAUCCUAGAAAACUUCUCUUCACAACUGUUCCUGGCCUGACAGGGGUCUGCAUGGUGCUGGUGCUCUUCCUGAUGAUUACAGCUUCUACAUACGCAAUACGAGUUUCUAAUUAUGACAUCUUCUGGUAUACUCAUAAUCUCUUCUUUGUCUUCUACAUGCUGCUGAUGUUGCAUGUUUCAGGAGGGCUGCUGAAGUAUCAAACUAAUUUAGAUACCCACCCUCCUGGCUGCAUCAAUCUUAAUGGAACCCACUACCAGAAUAUUCAUUUACAAGAUUAUCUCUCAGAACAUUUUCAUGAAUCUUUUCCUGAAGGAUUUGCAAAGCCAGAUGAACUUACCCAAAAGAGAUUUGUGAAGAUUUGUAUGGAAGAGCCCAGGUUCCAAGCUAAUUUUCCACAGACUUGGCUUUGGAUUUCUGGACCUUUGUGCCUGUAUUGUGCUGAAAGACUUUACAGGUGUAUCCGGAGCAAUAAGCCAGUCACCAUCAUCUCGGUCAUACGUCAUCCCUCAGAUGUCAUGGAAAUCCGAAUGGUCAAAGAAAAUUUUAAAGCGAGACCUGGCCAGUAUAUUAUUCUACAUUGUCCCAGUGUGUCUGCGUUAGAAAACCAUCCAUUUACCCUCACAAUGUGUCCUACUAAAACCAAAGCAACAUUUGGUGUCCACCUCAAAAUAGUAGGAGACUGGACAGAACGAUUUCGAGACUUACUACUUCCUCCAUCUAGUCAAGACUCUGAGAUUCUACCCUUCAUUCAAUCUAGAAAUUAUCCCAAGCUGUACAUUGAUGGUCCAUUUGGAAGUCCAUUUGAGGAAUCCUUGAACUACGAGGUUAGCCUGUGUGUGGCCGGAGGCAUUGGAGUAACUCCAUUUGCAUCAAUACUCAACACCCUGCUGGAUGACUGGGAACCGUACAAGCUCAGAAGACUAUAUUUUAUUUGGGUGUGCAGAGACAUCCAGUCCUUCCGUUGGUUUGCAGACUUACUCUGUGUGUUACAUAACAAGUUUUGGCAAGAGAACAGACCUGACUAUGUCAACAUCCAGCUGUACCUCAGUCAAACAGAUGGGAUACAGAAGAUAAUUGGAGAAAAAUACCAAGCACUGAAUUCAAGACUUUUUAUUGGACGUCCUCGGUGGAAACUUCUAUUUGAUGAAAUAGCAAAAUGUAACAGAGGGAAAACAGUUGGUGUUUUCUGCUGUGGACCCAGUUCAAUUUCUAAGACCCUUCAUAAACUGAGUAACCGAAACAAUUCGUAUGGGACAAGAUUUGAAUACAAUAAAGAAUCUUUCAGCUGAAAACCUUUGAGAUGAACCAGGACUCUGAACAAGGAAUGAGUGCAAUUUCUAAGACUGAAACUCAGCUGAAUCAACCAGCUGUGUCAUACCAAAGAGUAGCAAGGUUUUCUUAUUUAUGAUUAUUUAAAAUGGAAAUACAGAGAAUGUGGCAAGAUGACAGGUCACAUUACAUGUUUAAUCUGGAAACCAAAGAGGCCCUGAAGAAUAGUUGAUGUGAUGAUUCACUUUUCAAUGCUCAGAUUAAAAGAAAACUAUUAGAUGCACACUGUUGAUUUUUAUGGCAGAUUCAAGAACUCCCUAGUGAGGAGCUGUGCUUGCUCACUGUGACGCUGAUAGCCUUGGUCCUCUUUAAAUUGUUUUUGGUUGAACAAAUGCAACAUUGAACAAAAUUAAAAAUUCAUUGAAACUCAGAUUACAUUUUCUACGUGAGUAUAAACAAGAGUAGCUUUGAUUUUGAAAAGCUUCAGGCAAAUAUAUUAGAUGUUUGAAGAUAUAGCACAGGACUCUAUUAAUACGGGUACUUUGUAUCUAAUCUUCCUCACUACUGAUGCUAAUACCUCUGUUUGAUGUCUGUAGACUUUAUGCUAAAUGAACUUUUAUAAAUGUUGAUAUAGUAUCUAUUUUUACAUUUUUCUUUCUUCUUUUUUCCUGUCUAUAAGGAAAUCUCCCCUCCUUUGCAUGCAUUAGAGACAGUGAUUUAAUAGGCCCUUUCCAUCCACAAUUUACUUAAUCUAUUACUGUUGCAUAGUAAUGAGGAAAAUAUCAUUACUCUAAAUUAUAAAGAAAUAUAUAGACUUUC
Molecule: messenger RNA, 2993 nt
Organism: Prionailurus viverrinus (fishing cat)
Lineage: Eukaryota; Metazoa; Chordata; Mammalia; Carnivora; Felidae
Gene: NOX4
Product: NADPH oxidase 4
Exons: 18
Coding region: 458-2194 (578 amino acids)
Biological process (GO): superoxide anion generation; defense response
Cellular component (GO): NADPH oxidase complex; plasma membrane
Molecular function (GO): superoxide-generating NAD(P)H oxidase activity
Source: RefSeq, a predicted model, not a curated record